UAAAGAAGGGGGGAAAAAAAGCAGCAAUAUUUCUUUAAUCCCAUGUUUCCUUUUAAGGAUUUUGAGAUGCCAUAUGAGAAUUUUCUGCACACAAGUAAUUAGCAUCAUGUCUUCUCUCUUUUUUGUUUAGAUUUGGACAACAGCGAUGCCAACGAGAGACUGAAGUUCAGCGUACUUAAAAGGCUCCCUGAGCCUAUGGAGCAGAGGAUCUACCAUAUGUGGGACCAUCCUGUCAGUUCAGCUUCAAUCUCCAGAAAUUAUGUCAGGACUCUGCUGGAGAAGCACAGCAAAAACAAGGGAUUUGCAUUCACCGGCAGAGACAAGCCGGGCUUCAGACCCGAGUUUCUGCCUCUUACCUACCUGGCAAAGGUACUCUCUGAUAUAGAAGAACAAGCUCUCAACCCUUUUGAGGAGCAGGAGAACGUUGAUGCUCGGUUCGUGGAGGAGACGGCUCUGAAGCAAACAUUAAUACUGCUGGGCUAUGAGGAAAAAUAAAGGAUGUGGGUGGGGGGGGGAGUAGGAGGGCAGAGUGAGACGGCAGUGGAUGGAUGGAUUGAAGGGGAAACAGAUGAGGGGGAAAAUGUGUUUCAGAGAACAGUCAUCAUCGACUGACUGGGCCUUGAGGACAAGUAACGGAUGGGUGGAUGAUGGAGGGAUGGAGUGCGAGAAAUGAGAGAUGCGUGGAGAGAUUGAGAGGCAGAGCGCUUAUAAACAAGCUCUCACUGGCUGAUGACAAAUGAGGGUGGGGCAGAGGGGGAGAUGGAUGGAGACGCCCUGGAAGGAAAGAUGGAGGAGAGGAUGAAGAGCUUUUCCCCCCCCCCCACUUUUAUUUUUUUAACACUGAGGAUGCUGGGACGUGAGAAGAACCGUUUUUUUCCCACACAAACAACAAUGUACAAAAGGAACCAAAACUUCGAGGACAAUAGGGGGCAGUUAAAACGGAAUUUAAUUUAAUUUAGAGGGACAUACUCUUUCAAAUUCCUGUUGAAAAUCUAUAACCACAGGCAGCUUUUCACAUGAACUCAUAAAUCUGGGGACAUAACAAUUGCGUCCCGUUCCUCUGCAACUUUCUCUCAUACAAUUUAUGAACACGAACGUCAAAAACUGCAAACACACUUUAUAAAUCAUACGCACUUGUUUAUCCUCCUCAUGCGGCUGCACCCCAUCAACUUGAUUACAUGCUGACAAAAGCUUCACCAACACACGGCAGCUUGAUUUGGUCGGUCGCCGGCUGCUGUGCAUUAAAUCGGAUUUCAACACUGAGUUACGCAGAAUCAUUGCAGCUCUAUAACUCAGUGGCACUUGAAGGACUCAAAAUUAAAACCCCAAGGAGAUAUAAGAAAGAUAAAGCACAGACUUGAAUAGACUCAUUACUCUUGAUUUGAAAUGCAACCUGUCUUUAACUUUUUUUUUUUUUUCCAAAACUAAUUGUCAAAUUUAUGUUAAGCUUUUAAGACGACUGAGAUUUAGAAACUCAAUAUCAGGGACAUGUCUAAAGCCUGGCUCACACUGUGCCAUUUCUCCCCGAUUGUAUAAAAGUUGGCGUGGCAUGUCAGCUCAGACUGUACGACUGAAUCGUUUACGGCGGUUGGUGAAAGAAAAGGAAGUGGAAGUUGUUGUAGGAUAGAUGAAAGUAGAUACAAUCGUAGAUGUAUGGAUACAAGUUUCAGAAAUCGAUGAAAGAAAUUGAUCUGUAACGAAAACUCAAAAAGAAGCCGGGUAGCGUGCUGCUGCUGGUCGCCAUGACUACAUUCCUACAAGACCUUUAGCCUGUGAUGGCUAAUGUUAGCGAACGUUAGCCCAUACCUUGGGCUGAAUUUGUUACAACAGAAAAAUAUAAUACCCAGUUUUAUUACAUGUAAGUUGGUACAACAUGGGCAAGCAGGCUUUAAUAUCUUUAAAGUGACUUUCUUUAUAUAGCAGAGAGCAAAAAACAGUCCUCAAAGGAGUUUAUAAAACACCAGAUACAGAAAAGACUAAACAAACUGAAUAAGUAAGAAAAUAGAAAUAAACUCGGCCAUUACUCAGCCUGCACGCUCUCACACACAAUGAAACAUCUGGUGUGAAUAAAGUUGUCUUGUGCCCUCACACAUGACUGUCCUCUUACUGUAAGUGAAGUUCUGGUGAGGAUGUGUGUGUCAUGUUCAUAAUUCUUUACGCAAUGUCCGAGAGUGUUGGCACCCUGCGAGACUAAAUACCAGAGAUUAUUUACAUCUCAUGUUCAAACUAUUGCAAAGCAUUCCUCUGCCAAAAAAAAGGGAUUUUAUAAACAGAUAUGUUUACACUUUAAGAGUUUUGUAAAAUGGAUUGUAAAUAAAGAGAUUUUUGCAACAAGUG
Molecule: messenger RNA, 2337 nt
Organism: Labrus bergylta (ballan wrasse)
Lineage: Eukaryota; Metazoa; Chordata; Actinopteri; Labriformes; Labridae
Source: RefSeq, a predicted model, not a curated record